CUUUAAUUAUUUAUACAGAGAUAACACGAUUCCGAUGCGAAAAAAUUAAUAAUUUGUAUUGUAUAAGAAAUUAUAUCAUCCCGGUUGCUCCGUUGGAACCCGAUGCCCAUCCUUAUUCUACCUUCUACUCUUAAUAGUUAGAUUGUUCUCUUGUCAGCUUUAUUGCAUUUCUUCGGUGUGACGUUCUUCACGUUUUUAUUUUCUAAAGCAUUUAAAUGAACGAUUAGAUUAAAUUGAAAUAAGUAAAAUUUUUUAUAUAAUUUCACAUAUAAAAAUCAAUUAUGCUCGUCACUUUUUCUCAGGCUGUUCAAGUUGUCAUCUUCGUUCAAUUGACUCAAAUACAACACACGCGAAAACACGAGUAAAAGGGCCGUUGAACAACUCAUUGCAAUGCUGUUAUGUAACUACGAUAAAAACAUACAGAUAUUAAAUUCCAAUUAAAGAUGCGUUUAAAAUGAUUUCAACAUUUUGAAAAAUAAUUCUUAACUCGGAAUUUUUAAUUCACUUUUUAAAUAGAUAUUUGCCAUAACGUAAUUUAUUUUCUGAAAAAAUUUUUCCAAAAUUAUGCUUUUAUAAAAUUCGUCUGUUUUGCGCUUUCUCGUCGUUGGGCUGGCAAACAUCUCCCACAUUCGUCACACAGGAAUCACUGUGCGUUUCGUGACACUUCUGUGUUAAGGAGUGCAAUGGGUUCAGUUAGCUUUUUUAUUUGUGGAUUUUCAAAUAUUGAGCAAUCCCAUCUUGUCAAAAUCGUACAUGUUUGAGGAGUUAUUACUUUGCAAAAGACGAGAAUUGCAAGUGUGAGCAAUGAUGACGAAUAGAUAAGUGUCCUAGCACUAUUAAGUAUUUAUCUUACGAUAAGUAUGAGUUAAUUAUUGCACAAAAGACAUAUGUAGACUAUUAAUAAUUAUAAUAUAAUUAGUAUAAUUGAAAAAGUAAACUCUUUACAUUUUUAAAUACAAUGCACAAUUGCGCUUUUCUAUGCUAAAACGCAUGCGAUAAUUUCAAUAACUGAAGCAAGCUAUUUUGAAAGCGUCUGUACAAUCUUGCAGUAUCUUUAAAAAUGAGUUUGUUUUUACAAUUAUAUACUACUAUAUGUGCAGAGUAUCUUUACUGUUCAUCUAGUAAUCAUAAUCUCGAAAUUAAUAUUAUGAAAGCUUAUAUCUAUUAAAUAAAUAUAUAAAGUGUAUUUAAGUGACGUUUAAAUAGAUUUGUUUAAGGGUUAAAUAAAAUUUUGUGCUUUUUUUUUAACUGUUGGUAUAGGAUUUGUGCUACUAUUAAUUUACAUUUAAAUUGUUUGUUCGAUCAUUUUUUUCCUUCCUUUCAAAUAACGAUAAUUUUAUAACAUUGCAGCUAUCGCGAGAACACAUUCUAUCUCUUGUGAACACAUUUUCAGAAUUUUAUAGAUAAGGCGAAAAAAAGUGUAGAAAAAAAGCUUAUAUACAAGCAAGAUAGAUAGGAAAGACGAUAACAUAUUUACAUUAUUGUGACAGCACUGCAUGUUACAUCCGUUAUUCGUGAGUAGGGCAGUGAGCAUAAUGAUUAAUAAAGCUAAAUCAUUCAAUCGACGGUGGCCGUCUGAUGAGCCACGGGCAGAGGUCGGCGCGUUACUAAUGUUAAAAAUCAUCUACAGAAAAAGAUAGACUAGAUGCAGUGCUACAGACCGUUAGGCGAGCCACCUAAGGUGUGGAAACACAUAGAGAAGACGGAUAAGAACGGGAAGCUGAUGAAAUUCACAAUUCAGGAGAUACCCGAAGAUCGGUACGAGGACGCAAUUGAACAUAUGUGCACGUACUUCUUAGCUGAUGAACCGACCAAUAACUGUUUUAAUGCAAAGAACGACCAUUUAUUUAUACAAGACACAUGUACAAUAUUGCGUCUAUUACUCACGCAAGGUAUAUCUAUAGCCGCGUUCAUCGACAAUCCUGAUGGUGGAAAACCCAUAAUUGCUGGUAUGAACGUUCUGGGUAUUAAUGCUAAAGGUCAGAAAGAUGUCAUGGCCGAUUUCCAGGUUAGUGUAAAGGUACCACUCAUUAGAGCAGAUCUACAGAAGAAGAUGGACAAGAUGCAGUGCUUCAGACCGUCGGGCGAGCCACCUAAAGUCUGGAAACACAUAGAGAAGACGGAUAAAGAUGGGAAAUUGUUGAA
Messenger RNA from Wasmannia auropunctata (little fire ant), 2145 nucleotides. RefSeq lists its product as uncharacterized. The record is from RefSeq and is a predicted model, not a curated record. The annotation marks the transcript as partial. NCBI's taxonomy places the organism in Eukaryota, Metazoa, Arthropoda, Insecta, Hymenoptera, Formicidae. The transcript has 4 exons.